This is a messenger RNA of Rotaria sp. Silwood2, 600 nucleotides long. NCBI's taxonomy places the organism in Eukaryota, Metazoa, Rotifera, Eurotatoria, Philodinida, Philodinidae. The record is from the annotation of a GenBank genome assembly.
AUGACAUUAUUAUUAUUAAAUGAAAUUAAAAUUGAAAUUCGUUCUUUACUUAUUUCAUCAAAAAAUGGUCUUACUGAAGAUGAAUUAUGUCAUGAUUAUUCUUUAUUUAAUUCAAAACGUUUAUUACCUUAUGAAAUUUUCGGUUAUUCAACAAUAACAGAUUUUCUUAAUUCAUUAACUGAUAUUUUAUAUCGUUCAUCAGAUGGAUAUAUUCAUCCUAUUGUUGAUCAUAAAACUGAACAUAUAUUUAAAUUUGUUCAACAACAACGUACAAAGAAGAAUAAGAUCAAUACUAAACAAACAUCAUUUAUAUAUAAUCAACCAGAAUAUAAAUAUACUGAACAAGAAAAUUCAUCAAUUUCUCGUCAUAAACAAAAAAGAGCUGCUAUGUUUGAACAAAAACAUCAUUCUGUUAAUGCUAUCAAGUCUUUUCCCAUGAUCAAACCAAUGAAAAUAUCAUAUGAAAAUAACGUUAAACAAGAAGAAUUUUUAUUUCAAGUUGAAUCUCAUAUGAAUAAUUCUUUACCAAAAUUCGAACGAGUUAAUGUUACCAACGAAUUAUUACAAUGUCUUCUUAUUCAUUUUCGACAACAACAAUAA